This is a messenger RNA of Verticillium alfalfae VaMs.102, 864 nucleotides long. Its product is annotated as DNA repair family protein. Bases 1 to 864 code for a protein of 287 amino acids. Lineage: Eukaryota; Fungi; Ascomycota; Sordariomycetes; Glomerellales; Plectosphaerellaceae. The transcript has a single exon. The record is from RefSeq and is a predicted model, not a curated record. Gene Ontology annotation, biological process: DNA repair.
AUGAGCAUUACCCGUUCCCCAUACUGGACCUCAGUCCAUCGAGCACCCGCGAGAUUACCUCCCUGCCCGCUCGCCCCGCCAAACCCAUCACCUCUCACCCAGACCUCGACCUCCUCUCCUUUGAACCCUACAUCCCGCCCGCCCUCGCCAAGGAGCUCUUCACCCACCUCCGCACCAAUCUCCCCUUCUACCGCGUCAAGUACAAAAUCACCCGCGGCGGCGGUCCAGACCGACGUGAACACGCCGCGCUACACAACCGUCUUCGGCCUCGACGCCACGGCCCUCUUCAACGCCGCCGGCCGCCCCGUCGACGCCUCGUCCCGCGUCCCCAUCGGCCCCGACAGGCGCUACGACCGCAUCCCACCGCGCCCGCUGCCCGCGUGCCUCGACGCCCUGCGCCGCUCCGCCGAGGCCGCCACGGGCUGCGCCUUCAACGUCUGCCUCGUAAACUACUACGCCACCGGCGCCGACAGCAUCGCCUUCCACAGCGACGACGAGCGCUUCCUCGGCCCCGCCCCCGCCAUCGCCUCCUUCUCGCUCGGCGCGCGCCGCGACUUCCUGCUCAAGCACAAGCCGUGCCCGCCGCGCGGCGACGCGCCGUCGCCGCGGCCUGCGCUGGGGACGCUGAGGUUUCCGCUCGGCUCGGGGGACAUGCUCCUCAUGCGCGGCGCGACGCAGGCGAACUGGCUGCACUCUGUGCCGAAGCGGAGCGGCAGGCAUGCCGAGGACGGCGGGCGUAUCAACAUCACGUUUCGGCGGGCUGUCGUCAAGGGCGGCACGGAGAAUUAUUACAACUACAAUGUAGGCACGGGUCCUGUGUACCGAUGGGACGACGUCGCCAGGGAGAUGAGGGUAUCAAGUUGA